This is a messenger RNA of Labeo rohita (rohu), 9163 nucleotides long. It is a transcript of the gene gabrb4, whose product is annotated as gamma-aminobutyric acid type A receptor subunit beta4. Lineage: Eukaryota; Metazoa; Chordata; Actinopteri; Cypriniformes; Cyprinidae. Gene Ontology annotation, biological process: regulation of membrane potential; monoatomic ion transmembrane transport; nervous system process. The record is from RefSeq and is a predicted model, not a curated record. Gene Ontology annotation, molecular function: extracellular ligand-gated monoatomic ion channel activity; neurotransmitter receptor activity; GABA-A receptor activity. The coding region runs from base 1484 to 3022 and encodes 512 amino acids. Gene Ontology annotation, cellular component: GABA-A receptor complex; synapse; neuron projection. The transcript is spliced from 10 exons.
GAGUAAAAAUACAUGGAAAAGAAAUCACACCUCUUAUGUGUUUGUGCAGCAUGCACAAUCGUUUUUAUCAUUUCGUUCAAUCGUUCAUCUUGAUCUGAAAAUUCACACCGCAUGUUGGCGUGUGCAAAGAGCGGCACUGAUUUCAAAGGGUUAUUUAUCCAUCAUUAUUUGCAUAUAUUAGCCAUUUCUGAGUUUGUGUUUUUGGAGGGUGUGUUGAGCCGAAGAAUGUGGAAAAGUGGAAGAAAUGCAUGAAAAUGCGCCGGGAUACUCUCGCAGCAUUUUAAUAGGUUGCAGCUCGCAAGCCGACAAGUACAGACAUCAUUCCUCCGCUAGACAAGCGCGUGGACAGACUGCCUUUCCUCUUUAGUUCGCUUUCGCUUUUAUUUUUUCAACAAACACCUGCAUUUUAUUCAGCACAUUCAAAAGAGGACAAUGUCCUUUUCUCUUCUUUUGAAACCCAAGCGUGUGCGUCGGAGAUUUUUGUUCCAGUCUUGAUUAUUUUCUCGGUUCCUGGAGGUGUUAUUGCAAUUGAAGUGUGUCAUCAUUUGCUCUGAACAAGAGCAGGAACAUGCUCGGGGAUUCAAUCGAGAGAUAAGGGGGCUUUUCCAGUAGACUAGACAAAUCUUGGACAUUUGCAAGCGUUUUAUUGUGAUACAUACAUAUACCGCGCGUUUUUUUCUGCUUCUGCUUCAUAUAAGGUUGUACUAUGGACUACAAGCUCUGACGUCUGCAUCAGAUAUUUUCUGCUGCAUUUCUUUAAAUGUGCAUCUUUUCUCCCCUGUGACUUUGAGAGGAACAUCUCGACCAUCAGCAGUAGGGGAUGCAGAUUUCAUUUUUUUCCCCCACCUCCAACCUUUAUAGCUGAGGGGGGGAAACAAAUAAAAAUAUCGCACAUUGUGGAGCACCCCCUCUUUGAAGGAGCAUCACUGGAGCCAUGGCUUGUCCACAGCUUUGGACCUGGAAACUGCGACGACAGGUGUAGAAGAAGACUGAUACUCUUUCAUUUUUUUUUCAUUUUUUUUUCAUCAUCAUAUCUUUAUUUUUUCUCCAUGGUUUGGUUGAAGAAGACUUUCCAGCACUUUUUCCAGAAGUCCUGUCGAAGCUGAGAGAUGUCUGAUCUUCUGGUGUUGAUCGAGGGGGUCUCUGACCUGCACGGAUUUCCAUAGCUGAAGAAAAACAGCUGGGACCCAUUAAAGAUUUUUUCUUUUUCUUUUUCCCCCCUUUUUUUUUUUUUUUUUUUUUUUUUUUUUUUCUCCUUUUCUUGUUCUUUUUUUUUUCUCGAGGCCAUCACAAAUGUGUGCAUUGGUGCUUUGAUCUCAGUCAUUCAUUUGGCCUUUUUUCUCCCAUCCCCUUUUGUUGGAUUCUUUUUGUCUUCGUCUUUUUUUUUUCCUUUCUUUCUUUUUGUCUUUUUUUUCUCGUUUUUAACAUCAGUUUGGAGCACGGGCGGUUGGAUUACUGAAAUUGAAUAAACGGAUUUGUGGAAAUGUUGGGUCCUCAAGAAGACAAAUUAUGUGGAAUUGUUUCUGCUCUGGCGGCCUUGUCCUUUGUCUGCUUUGCACAAAGCACCUCCACCGGAAAUACCGGAAUAUCUGUGGCCAAGACGACAGUGGACAAAUUGCUGAAGGGGUAUGACAUCCGCCUUCGGCCAGACUUCGGAGGUCCUCCAGUCAUUGUCGGAAUGAGUAUAAAUAUCGCCAGUAUUGACUCCAUUUCAGAAGUCAACAUGGACUACACCAUCACCAUGUAUUUCCAACAAAGCUGGAGGGACAAACGGUUGGCCUAUGCUGAGAUGGCUUUGAACCUCACUUUGGACAACCGCGUGGCUGAUCAGUUAUGGCUCCCAGAUACCUACUUCCUGAAUGACAAGAAGUCUUUCCUACACGGUGUGACGGUGAAGAACCGAAUGAUUCGGCUCCAUCCAGAUGGCACUGUUCUGUAUGGACUGAGAAUAACCACUACAGCAGCCUGCAUGAUGGACCUGAGACGGUACCCCCUCGAUGAACAGAACUGCACCCUGGAGAUUGAGAGUUAUGGGUACACCACAGAUGAUAUCGUGUUCUUUUGGCAAGGAGGGGACAAUGCUGUGACAGGUGUGGACAAACUGGAAUUGCCCCAGUUCUCCAUUGUGGAGCUGCGUCUUGUGUCCAGGGAAGUGAGGUUUACUACAGGUUCAUACCCUCGGCUGUCGUUGAGUUUCCGCAUCAAGAGAAACAUCGGCUACUUUAUCCUGCAGACUUACAUGCCCUCCAUCCUGAUCACAAUCUUGUCCUGGGUCUCCUUCUGGAUUAACUACGAUGCCUCUGCUGCUCGCGUGGCCCUGGGUGUAACUACGGUGCUCACUAUGACAACCAUUAACACCCACCUGAGGGAGACCCUCCCAAAGAUCCCCUAUGUGAAAGCCAUCGACGUCUACCUCAUGGGCUGCUUCGUCUUUGUUUUCCUGGCCCUGCUCGAAUAUGCCUUCGUAAACUAUGUGUUCUUUGGACGGGGACCCCAGCAGCAGAAAAAGAUCAACGAAAGGCUAAACAAAGCCAACAACGAGCGUCCCCGCUAUGAGGAGAAGCGUCUGAGGGAACAGGACUCCAUUUCAGCGCCGUUUCAAAGCAACACCCUCAGGUCAUAUACACAGCGAAGAAAUCUGUAUCUCGAGGAACAAAGAAAAGUCGGGGUGGAUGCUUACGGCAACAUUCUUCUCACCACUUUGGAGAUGAACAAUGAGGUGAUGCCGUCCGACGUCGGCAGCAGCGUCAGUGACUCACGGAACUCCGUCAUGUCCUUUGACAGCUCCGGAGUGCAGUUCCGCAAACCCAUGGCUUCGCGGGACGGGUUCAGCCACCACUCGUUGGACCGCAGUGCCAUGCGCAGUCGCGCCAACUGCCGGCUAAGAAGGCGCUCGUCCAAGCUGAAGCUCAAAAUCCCCAACUUGACGGAUGUUAGCACCAUUGACAAGUGGUCCCGGGUCAUUUUUCCUAUCACUUUUGGAUUCUUCAACCUUAUCUAUUGGUUGUAUUAUGUGAAUUGAUAUGCGUUCCCCUAGGAAACAUGGGCCAUAUUUUGAGAGCACAUUGAAUUGGCUUUGAUACAAUUGGAAAAUAUGUGUACACAUAUAUGAAAAGUUGAUACAUAUGUAUAUGCAUAUUUCUAUAUAUUAUAUUUCUAUAUACACAUGCGUGUGUAAAAUCUAAAGGACUUUUCUGGUGUAAAAAAGAACAAAAAAAAGAAACGUAUUAUAUAGAAUGACUUGAAUGUUUAAGAAUAAUACAAAAGAAACAUUUCAAGUAUUUGAAUUCUUUUCCUUCUGAAGCAAACAACGAAUAACAUACAUUAGUCCCCCGUUCGAGGGUACGGAACUAAAGACUGCAUGAUAUUUUUGCUAAAAGAAAAGAUCGCAAGAGAAAAAGAGCGUUUCAUCGGCUUUUUAUCGAUACUGUAAUCGACCUCUCCCAAUCGCAGCUCAUGAAAUCAGAAGUGGCUUGUGCAUUUCGGGGCAUCAACCGUGCAGGCCCCGAGACCCGAUCCACCGCUUUCCCCAUCCCCAUGGAAGAGACUGACGGAAAAGUCCGUUUCUACACUGUACAGCAACCUCUUUUGGAAUUAUGUGUCAUUCCUUGAUUUUUGCAAGUGACAGGCGUUCUCUUUAUCGGACCUCUCAGCUCUGGUCAAUGGUUUACACUGGACGGCCAUCUUGAGUUUUAACCAAUGCAUCCUGCCCAGAGUCAGUACGUUUCAUUUUCUCUCUUCUCUUUUUUGCAGAUUCUCCUUUCUUUCAUUUUUGAGCUAAGGGUAUAAUCAUCAUUUUGGAGGGCAUCACCUGAACAUGUUCUAGAGGUAGUUCAUUAAUAGAUAAUAAGCCACUGGUAUGCUUCAUUCAUUGGGAAUUGAAGAAAAUGAAGAAGAAGAAGAAGAAGAAGAAAAGAGUACAUUAAUUCAUUCAGUAGCCUUAUUGACAUGGUCAGGUAGUAUUGUUGUUCUUUCUUUACUCUUGUUCCUAGUGCAUUUCAUCUGUUCUCUUGAUACAGUAUUCAUGAACAUCUUGUAGAGCUUUGUGUUGUUUGGAAUGGAGGGAAACCCUUAGUGAGCUGUAACGUUUCUUUAGAACUUGGAUUUGAAGUUAGUCCAACUAUGUGAAAAUGUACAAAAUAAGGAAAGAAAAGAUUAUUGUGUAUUCAACAGGGGAUGUGACCAUGUUUUUAUCUGUUUCAUGUUUAAGUCAACCACUCGAACCAUAGUGUGACCUGAUAUUGUAUAUAUUCAGUCAUUGUAGUGAUCCAUCCUGAGAAUGAUAUACGCUGAUGUUUUUAGUUUCUCUAAAAUGUGCCUGUCUGAAACCUGAAGGAUGUGUCCUCAGUUCAUCAAUCAGUGAAAGAGGGCCGAAUGACCCUUGAUCUUUGACCUUUCACUUUAAGCACUGCAGACCCACCCACAGCUCUGACGUUUUGCAUCUUGGGAUCGAAUCUCAAAGAUGAAUGACAUCAGCAUAAUCAGGAAAAAAAAAAAAGCUUCUGAGUCUUUUCGGGGCAAAAUGACAUGUACGAUAAAAGCCAUGAACUGAAGUGACAACCAAAAAGGCCUAUAAUCCAUUUCUCUUUUUACCAUUUACCUCUUAUUCACCCGCCACCAAUUCUUUUUAGCUUCGCCUCAUUAUGAUUUACCUCAGCUUCACUGACAUUGAGGUUGCCAGAUCUUUCUCUAUCUCCAGGUGACCGCAAACUCCCACUCAAAUCCAUAUACCAAUUCAUCUGCCGUCCAUAUUCAUUCAAAACUCAUUUCUGGUAGUGUCUAGAUGUCUCAAUGCUCAGAGUAGUUCAGUUGAGUAGAAGCAUGCUGGAUCAGCAAUGCUGGAUCAGUUCUUGAAGAUACGGAUGAGAACUGAAUUUCUGAAUAACUGGGCAAGGGGACAUUUAAAAGCGAGGGGGGUCCGGUGGUGGUUUGAGAACACGAGAGCCCUGGAUUUGCUUGAGGUCCCUGAGGGGGAUAUUCUGAGCAGGCCUCAGACCUCAGAGCUCAGCAGAGUCCCUUGGCUCUCGACUCCCACACCAGACCUCUCAACUCUCUGAAAGUGUGGACCAGCGACCAGAUCACCAAAAGAUCACCCAUUCCAUGGAAAAACAAAGGAAUCAGGGAAAUCUGAAGGUAUAGAAGGCUGUACCUCAAGGUACUCGCAAGAUCCUACGCUACUUGUCAGCAGAUGAAGCACGUUCAAAGGAUUUCCACUUAUUGUGUUAUUAUAUUUGUUAUUGUGAGCACGACCAUAACACCUGUGCAAGGGAGCCAGUACUCUCAAGUGCAAAGCAAGACAUGCACAGUUGCAUGCACAGUGUAGCAAUUCAGUUAAGCGCAAAUCUGCACUAAAAGAGGAUGGAGGUCAGAGUGCUUUUCAUGAGAAACCCUAACUAUUAUGAGUGUUAUGGGGGUGCCUUGGCCAGUUGCAACUCCCAGCAGGCAUUCAAGAUGCUGCAAAGCUUUGCCAAUGAACGUUCAAAGGCAGAGUAGUUAGGUAUACACAUUUAAUCUAUAGUGUUUAGAUGUGAAUUUACAAUGUAGAUCAGACCUUUUAAGCUGCAGUAUCAAUCCACCUCUACUAGUGCAGUGUUGUAGACAAGUGUAGUGAUAAGUUGAAAAUGCCAACUGCACCGUUAGCCAACUUUUUUUGUUCUGUUGUUUGUUUUUGAGAUCGAAAAAUAGAGUUUGCUUUGCCUUUGACAAAUUGGAAAAGUGGCACGACGUCUAGGUGGCAUCUAUAUACUUAAGUUUAUUAUCAUUUGCGCGCCAGCCACUAUUAACUGAUAAGACUGCACAAUUAAAAGGAUGUUGAUAUAUUUUUGUAUCAGAUAUUACUGCUCUAAGUUAUCAAUCAGUGUCCAUAGGUGCUCUAAUUGUUUCCUUAGAGUGACUAUAGAGAAAAUGCAUACAGUAUCAUAAUCUGUGGUUCGGUAGAAAUUCUUAGUGGUAGUUUGUACAAGAAGUUUCAUAACUAUAUACAUAUAUAAGUUAGUGCCCAUUUACUACAUAGCUUCAUUAUACCGUCUAGUAGACAUGCUGGCACUAUGCAGUCGUUCUCGCUAAUGGUCAGUUUAACGUUCCACAGGGUAACCUGAAACAUUAUUGGUCUAUGCGUCCUGACCAAUCACGAUAGGCAAGGGUUAAAUUUUUCGAUAAAGUAGGGAUUAGCGAAAUGCUAAUACAGCCAUACUGUGCCACUGAGACAUGUUGGAUGUUGAAUUUGUUCAAAUGGAUAUUGUGUUGAUCAUCAACAUGUUCUUGUAGCACCAGCACUCUGUUUAUUCACAGUGAGCUUACACCUAGGACAGAUUUUUGGUAAGAUUCUGGUUUGUGGGCAUUUGUCCCUGCAAGAUUUGCCUUAACGAGAUCACUAAGCAUUUUUCAUUAAAUAUUUCUGAGCAAUACAAUGCAAAUACAACAACGUUCAUGAGAGAGUGAUCCUCUUUCAACUCAAUUCAAGCCUUAAACAUGGUUAUAGAGCAUUAUGAUUUGAUCAUCGGACAUUUGGGGUACAAUUAAGUUAGCAGUUCUAGAACCUAGAAAAUAUAGCGACAAAUUAGUUCCCUCAAAUGUCUCACCUAGGUACUCUGGCUAUGUUUCCACUGCUUAACCUCAGAACCUCAAAAUGUAGAACUAAAUAUUUACAGGUUUAGAAUUCUGAUGUCUCACUUUUAUAAUCGCGCCUAUAUCUUACAAUUAUGACUUUGUUAUUGUGACUUUUAUCUCACAAUUUCUGUAAUAGUGUCUUGUUUUCAUCAAUAUUAUUAUAUUAUUUCUUGUAACUGUGCAAUCUCCUAACUGCAACUUAAUUUCUCAUAAUUGCAUCUGGAAAAAAAAAUAUAGAUAUAUUUCAGUGUUUAAUCCGGGUUAUUUGGUUCUGAGUUUUGUGAGUGGAAACAUGGAUAUUGUAGAGUAAUUCGUCUAAGAAAGUAUGGUAAAAAAAAUACAUGGAUUUUAUGGAUUACAGAUUACAUCGCAAGUAGUAGAACUAAAUUAUUCCCAGAACAUGGAAGGUAUACACGUAGCCCAAAUGCUAAUUUCUUUAUAGUCGGCCUGCUCGAACUGUCUGCAACCUACUGCAGUAGAUAGCUCUACUGAAUAUCUUAUAUCUACUAUGGCACGAGUUGCUGUUUUAGAAAAAGCUAUCAGGUCAAUCAUACAAUCUCACACAGCGUUUCACUAAGGGAGGUGGUGCAUGCAACAAACCAUACUAGCAUUUUAGGUUUUUAUUUGAACGUUUAUAGUUUCAUCAUAGUGCUAGAAUAGAUAAAUUGUCAUUAAGACCAAUUUGCCAGUUUACAAGGGUCAUUUGGCCAAAAUACUCAGAUAAAUGUAGCAGCGCUGAGUUGGGAGGGUGAUGGUAGUUGACUCAUGGCGGUCCGUGUUAAAUUAGCUUUUUUGUUCUUAAAAUCGUUUAAAUUUUGUAAUCUCAAUUUCAAAAUCACAACAUUAUUACUGAGUCUGCAUGAUUAGCUAUUUUGUCUUUUGUUGUGCAUUUUAAUGAAAGUAAUUGAUCUUGAAGGUCAGUGGCUGUGUUAUCAGUCUAUCGAAGAAUGUGUCAGAUGUGUGGGUUUUAAAUUGUGAUAGGAAUUGCUGCUAAUUACCACUUUUAGCUAGUGAUGAGCAAAACAGCGUUCACUUGUGACCAUUUUAAUAUACACGUGUCAUGUCUAGCAUUUGGCCGUUCUUUGCCACUUUAAAAACUGUGUUUGAAAUGGGCCCUUCGUGUCUAUAUUUGUAACAACUAAUCUUGCACACUCUCUGAAGAAUAGUGGCUCAGCCACAGAUACACUGUUUUAACACAAAAAUGGUGGACUCCAUCUACGGAGAUGGAUGUUAUUUUGGAAAUAGCGGGACAAGAAUAGCAUUUAGAAUAGCAUUGUGUCAAGGUAGCAUACUCUUGAGCACUGAUGGGAUUGUUGGCCUUUUUUUUUAGGAGAAUGUGACUCAUCGUAAUAUUAAAAUAUGAUUUCUUCUGUGUAAUUUGCUAUCUGGUUAGGGGAUUGGGGACACAUUUUCCUUUAGCCUUGCACUUUGCUUUAGUUCUAGACCAAUUUAUUGUUUGUUCAUGUUUUUUGUCCUUUUCUUAAAAGAGCUUUGCACAACUUACGGGGGGAGGGUAUGGCAGAACUCAAUGAGGCUAAUGUGUUCUGAUGACAAUAAAGGACAUAAUUAUCUACGCACUUCACACAAAUCACCCCAUAUGCUCACUUCCACAUUUUCAUACCAUUAACAUAACUCGACAAAUCAUCGAAUAGCUUUUCCUCGAGUACAUCGUUUUUGUCUUUUGCUACAUCCAUCCAUGAAGCAGGAGAAAAGGAAGUACAAAAACUGUUGAACUGAUUUUAAUGUGAAUUUUCUUGCCUCUUGUGUAUAUGUGUAAUUACAUGUGAAUUGUAUUGUAAAUAUGAUAUCUUUCACUUAUAUUUCUUAAUGCAUGAACAAAACAGGGCAGUUGGUAAUAACAGCUAGCCUCAAUGCUACUGGCAUGGACAGCUUUUACAGCACCGGCAUAACUUCUGCAAACGAAACCUAUCUCUGAAAAAAAACAAAAAGAAAAAGAAAAGGAGAAAAACUCACAAAAAAGACAUCGGUUUUGUUUUGCAUGUCUCUUUUCGGAAAGGUUUAUUUUCAUAAUUUCUUUUCUAUUUCUAAAACUGGCCAUUCAUAUCACCCUCACAUACAAAGAAAGUAAGCUUUUUGCUUCUUCCUGUGCACAGAGAUCGAACCAAACACUGUAAAUCUUAAAUUAAAAAUAGAAAACAAAAAAGAAAAAUAUUAAGUAUAUCAGAAAAGGAGAGUUACGGAGAAAACGAUUCAUGGAAUCACCAUUUAAAAAAAAAAAAAAGAAUAUGCGAAGAUAUGCACAUUUUCAUCCUCUCUUGCUUUUUUUGUAUAUCGCAUACAGUUGAGAGUAGAUAGCCACACCUAUUAAGCCAUUAGUUCAAAGUAGACUAGACCUGCUUACAUCUCGUUGAACAAAACAGCAAGUUAAAGUUUCAUGCCAUGAGAAUGCAUGACUGGCAGAGCAAAUUCUCUGAGUUUGUCGAAAUGUACGGGCCAGUGACUUUGCUGUGCUGAUUCUUUUUUUUUCUUUGCGCCGGGAUAGCGUUACUGAUAUAGCGAAUUAUAACUCACAAACACAGCACACACGAGCAAA